AUGAGACUCGGCGAGGCUGGCGAGGCUGGCGAGGCUGGCGAGGCGGCGGCGGCGGUUGGUGCGGCGGGCGAGGGUGCCGGCGUGGCUGGAGAGGCGGCGGAGGGGCCGCUUCAGCUGCUGGUGAGCCCCCCCGAGGUGCUGCGCGCUGCGUUCGGCUGGCGGAAGCUAAGCCACGCCGCGUCGGACAAGGGGGACGGGGUGUGGUCGCUGCUCCGCAAGGGGGUCGACCCGAGGUCCGAGGGCGAGCUGACAGAGUGGAGCCCGAACCUGUACUCGCCGAGCUUGCGGCGGCGCCUCGAAGCCGACUGCGGCCCAGUGUGCGCGGGGGCGGUGAGCGACAGCUCCAUCGCUUCGGAUGGGACGCAGAAGCUGCUGCUGAGGCUCGAGGACGGGCUCGCCGUCGAGUGCGUCCUGAUCCCGAUGGUCGGGGGCAAGACGACGUCGCUCUGCAUCUCGUCGCAGGUCGGCUGCUCGCGCGGCUGCACCUUCUGCUCGACGGGCACGAUGGGCCUGCUGCGCAACUUGCGCGCAGAGGAGAUCCUGGCGCAGGUCUGGCUCGCGCUGCGCACGAUUCGGCAGCGUCGCUUGCCGCCGCUCGUCAACGUCGUCUUUAUGGGGAUGGGCGAGCCGCUCAACAACCUGGACGAGGUGCGCCGGGCGGUCGAGCUGCUGGUGCACCCAAAGGCGUUUGCUCUCUCCGCCCGCUGCGUGUGCGUCUCGACGGUGGGCCCGUCGCCGGCGCACAUUCGGCGCGCUGCGGAGGCGCUGCCCUGCCGGCUUGCCUGGUCUGUGCACGCGGCGGACGACGCGCUGCGCAAGACGCUGGUGCCGACGACACGCCACUCGAUGGGCGAGCUGCGCGACGCCUUCCUCGCAUCGCUCGCCACCAAGCCCGCGAGGCUGCGCGGGCUGGUCGUCGAGCUCGCGCUGCUCGAAGGCGCGCACGCGGAGCAGCUGGCCGCGCUGUUGCACCCUUUUGGGCGGGGCAUGGUGCUGGCGAAUCUGAUCCCGUACAACUACAACGGCCUCGCUGUCCACGCGUUCCAACAACGCCUCUGGGAGCACAAGCUGCUCUGCACGAUCCGCGAGACCCGCGGCGACGACGAGCGGUCGGCGUGCGGCCAGCUGGCCACCAAGGCCGGGCAGUCGAAAGUCGUGCCGACCGACCAAGGCCGCAUGAAGAGAGCCUCGAGACACGAGAGCUGA
This is a messenger RNA of Emiliania huxleyi CCMP1516, 1206 nucleotides long. RefSeq lists its product as hypothetical. Bases 1 to 1206 code for a protein of 401 amino acids. Gene Ontology annotation, biological process: rRNA base methylation; tRNA methylation. The transcript has 4 exons. Gene Ontology annotation, molecular function: iron-sulfur cluster binding; RNA methyltransferase activity. The record is from RefSeq and is a predicted model, not a curated record. Lineage: Eukaryota; Haptophyta; Isochrysidales; Noelaerhabdaceae.